Messenger RNA from Aureobasidium pullulans EXF-150, 3782 nucleotides. RefSeq lists its product as uncharacterized. Gene Ontology annotation, molecular function: protein binding. NCBI's taxonomy places the organism in Eukaryota, Fungi, Ascomycota, Dothideomycetes, Dothideales, Saccotheciaceae. The transcript has a single exon. Bases 281 to 3424 code for a protein of 1047 amino acids. The record is from RefSeq and is a predicted model, not a curated record.
CGGAGUUCUGGGCAUGACAUGGGCGAUUAGACUCUCGGCCAUGUUUCUCCUUUAUUGCUGGCAAGUGUUUCCGAUGAUUUGAACAUUCCCUCUCCGCUGCUGUCGUAUUCCGUGCAGCUUAGCGUGCAUAUUGUUGACAAGUCGGUUUAUUGGAUCUUGGAUAAUUCGGUCGAUCGAGUGGCUGCAUCUGCUGAAGGCUGGCAGGAGAAAGAAACAUCUCUCUUCUUGCUCUCUACCAUGACAAGCUGAGACAAGACAGCAUUUACGACAUGUGCAGAGAAUGGCCUACAACGAUGCAUACUCUUAUGAUGCCGAUAGUAUACGACCCGACGACAGCAUUAGCCGCCGAGGAGACAAUGCCAGCGUCAGAAGCUCCGGCAUGAUCUCUCCAGCUCCUGAUUGCGACGACGACCCAGCAGACUCUCACGUUUCGCAUUCGACCUUCAAGAAUGAUCCGCCAACGACUCCUCCGUCAAGACACACCUCAGUCCGCUCCUCGCAACCUCAGACUCCUACGACAUUCGUGCCCAGUAAGAAGGAAAGAGUACGGUAUAGCUGGCAGUCCAUUCACGAGGAUGAGCCUAACAAGCCCCGGAUACACGUUGUCAAGAUUGUCUCAAAUACAGCCACAGCAUCGGCUGCCUCUCCCCAGGGUGAAGCCUUGGCCUUUUCGCUGUCCCCUGCUGGAAAAAGAAUUGCUGCUUACAAUUCGGCCAGACUGUUCGUCUUCCAGACUGCUGCUUUGCCUGUGAACGUGUCGCAUGAAUAUGCCUUGCGUAGGCGUCCUUUGGCUGUCGAGAUUUGCGACGAGGCGAAUGUGCUUGCUGUGCUGGUCGACGAGCAUACUGUCAAUGUCUAUGACUUGUCGCACAACAAUGCCCGUCGUGUGAGGACUGUCAGGACAGACUUGCCGACUUCUACCAUCGCUUUGUCUUCUACCGGUGGUCUUCUCGCUGCUGCAUACGAAGGUGGAGUCGAGAUCUUUUCGUUGGCUCCAAACGCUCUCAUCACCGACCGUCGUGCUGUGAGGGCCCCAAAAAUGGACAAGCUGGUCUUUUCCCAAGAUGAUUCGACCUUACUCGGAACAACGACUCGCAUCUUCACUUCAUCUACGCUGGUUGUCUCGGUACCAAUCUUUCCUUCGACUUCUUCUGGUGAACCUUCCCAUCAAGAGCUUCAGGAAGCUUGGUGUACUGGAAUGUUAGAACCGCAGAAUAUUAAAAAUAGUAGUCAUGCCACCUUUAUGCGUGAAGAUGGAUCCAUGGCUAACGAUACACUGUUUGCUUGGAACGGACUCGAGGACACCUUUGGGUUGCUGCAUACCCAAGACAUGCUUUACAGUCAGGUCGACUUUCCUGUUGCAAUCUCUCCUCCGCUAUCGACAUGUGGAGGACUAGGCGCCGCAAUACAUCACUGUCCUUCCAUUGAUGAACAUGGAAAAAUUGUGGCCAUGAUUGUGAAUGACCGCACAGUCCGUCUCUACAUAGUACCCAACGAUGCCGAGGACGGCACGACAAAAGUCGAAGCACACAGCAUCGACCAUGAACUAGACGAAGAGUAUGGGUGCCCUUUUACGGACCUUCGCUGGGUCCAUUCACGUCUAAACUUGCCAGCUUCUGCCCACUCACCUCAUCAGAUCAGAGGAAGAUUGGUUGUGACCAGUCCAGGUUCCCUUCUUGAUGCCGACCAAGCAGAGUUGAGCGUACAAGAUGUCGAAGGUGGUCGAAUCAUUCUUUUCGAUUUUGACCCACAAUUCGCUGGCCAACCUGGGCAGACAUUUGUUCUCCAUGUCGGCAAAGCUCCGCCUGUGACGCUUGAGGAGGAGAAAAUGGAUGUUGCUGAUGAGAUUGCAUUGGUGCGAAGGCGGACAGUGACUUCAACCCGAAGCAAUACGCUUGGAAAGAAGACGCCUUCACUCGGAAGAGCCGCAACGACCGUGUCAAGGCGCCAAGAGAGCUCUCCAUAUCGGAACGGCAGUCCAGCUGGGUCGAUGCAGCGAAUGGCAGUACAUACGUCGCCGUGGAGAAACCGACGAGUAAACUCGUCCGUCAUAUCACUGUCGGCUGAUGCUACUCGAUCUCUACCUGACUUGCUUGAAUCAAGCGAGUUGGCCGCUGAGUCGCUUGAGCAACCAUACACGCAAGGUGCGCCUCGAUCAUACAUGUCGAUCGAACGUGCAACCACAGCCGCCAAUGCACAUCGAUUUCAAACCCUCGAGGAGCAAGAAGCGGAAGCUGAUCAUCCUGGAGAUCUCCCGCUACCUGCAUAUACCGAGCUUCCGAAUCAACCGCUACCUGGAAAAUACCGUGCUCUUGCAGGACUGGAUAUACCAAGCCAUGGACGCUUCGUGCAGCAGACCAGUACCCCUCCUUCUGCGAUUGCUACAGCGCCACCGACUUUUCACGAUCAUCGAUUCCCAUCGCCAGCCUCAACUUUGUCUCCACCUGCAGUUCCUCUCCACAUGAGCUCUUACCACCAGAACAUCAGUCCAAUCAGCUCUCUCGCACAAUCUGCCACAAGGAGUGAUUAUAACCCUAGUCCACUUACUGCGCGAUCUGGAACACUUAGGACAUUACGUACUCAAUCGUCUUGGGAGACGGUCAAUACAAACGCGCUAUCAACACCGCAUGUCCCCUCAACACUUCGCUCUCAACCUAGCUGGGAAAGUGGCGGAACGUUGAGUUUCUUCUCACCAGAGAUGUCGCAAGGAAAUCGAACGGUGCCUACAAGUCCCGAACACAUGCGGGCUCCACAGAUGAUGCAAGGACUAGGUCUACAAGACUUCCGACACUCACUUUUAAUUCCUCAAGAACGAUUUGUCGAAGAUCGACCUCGCACAACAGCAUCUGACCCGCAAGCCCAUGAUGAACCUACGAAUCAUAUCCAACAUCGUCCUCCGCAUGUAAACGCCAUGCAAGCAGUGAACUAUGCAGCAGCAAACAACCUAAUGCCUACAAGCACCAAUACUUCCGAGCGAACUUCUACUGGAGCAGUAUCAGCAAUCAGUGCUUCCUCCAGCACGGGCACUAUACCGCCACGUCCCGCUACCUCUGCAGGUAAUGUGGGAUAUCAAGUAACAGCCUGGUUUCCACCCGCCGCUCCCACCCCCGUCGAUGACCGCCCUUCCCUCGCCCAUCGCUCCAAAUCCGCCAUCGACCCUUCUUCCCGUCCCGUGUCCAACACUCGCGCCCUUCACACCUCACAUUCCACCAGGACAGGUAGAGGAAGCAGCACCAACGGAGAAGACGACUCGCCGAAUCUAAGACGCAGUAAGAGCGUGGGAACGGGGAGGAAAGCAUGGUUUGCUAAGAAAAAGCAAUUGGAAGAUAGGAUUGGAGGGGAGGUCCUUCCGACGAUUGGAAGAGGUGUUAGAGAGGAUCUUUUGCAUCAUCAGGAGCAGGGGAAGAGGUGUGUUGUCAUGUGAUUUGGUUAUCUUGUUGAUGAAUUCUUUGGGUAGAGGAGUUUCUUGUAGUAGAGGAUGAGGAGUUUAUGCAUUAGUUGGCGUUGAGCGUUUGCUUUUGGUCCAUAACUAUACCACAACGUACUCGCAGACUCUCGGGGUCUCGCAAAACACAUGUUGCACGCUAGAGCGAAUGUUGCGAAAUCCGAAGUCCCGAGGCGUCCGAGCUGCCGAACAUUGGUCAUGACCUCCAACCGAACCCUUUUAAUGACCGUCGUGUACUGAUUGAAGUCUCGCUGUAGGAUCGAGGAUCAACAUGAGAAAUGCAAUUGACUUGCGAGUACAUGAGCCUUGUGAUCGCAGUCCUUAUCGAAGGUCUCAC